Molecule: messenger RNA, 1679 nt
Organism: Patella vulgata (common limpet)
Lineage: Eukaryota; Metazoa; Mollusca; Gastropoda; Patellidae
Exons: 10
Coding region: 1-1587 (528 amino acids)
Biological process (GO): xylan catabolic process; arabinan catabolic process
Cellular component (GO): plant-type cell wall
Molecular function (GO): alpha-L-arabinofuranosidase activity; xylan 1,4-beta-xylosidase activity
Source: RefSeq, a predicted model, not a curated record
AUGGUUGUAGUCAAGGGAAAAGUUCCUGCUAUUCCUCGCCUGGGUAUUAAACCAUAUUCUUGGGCGACAGAAUGUUUGAGAGGUGACGUCAGAGCGGGUAAUGCCACUUCAUAUCCGGAACCAAUUGGCCUUGGAGCCAUGUUCAGUGAAGAUUUGUUAUUUAAACUGGCAAGAGCUACAGGAUUGGAAGUUCGUGCUAAAAACAACAAUUAUACACAACAUAAUUCAUAUGGAGCAUUUAAAGGUUUGAGCUGUUUUAGCCCGGUCAUCAAUAUAAUGAGAGAUUCCAGAUGGGGUCGAAAUGAAGAAACGUAUGGUGAAGAUCCGUAUCUGAGUGGUGUUUACGCUGCAGGUUUUGUCCGUGGACUACAGGGAGAUAACUCUAGAUAUCUUCUAACCAAUGCCGGUUGUAAACAUUUUGAUGCAUAUGGUGGACCAGAAACUAUUCCUGUAUCACGAUUUAGCUUUGAUGCUCAGGUGAGUAUGAGAGAUUGGAGAACAACGUUUCUUCCAGCUUUUAGAUCGUGUGUUACAGCCGGUACUGAGAGCCUCAUGUGUAGUUAUAACAGUAUAAAUGGUAAACCGGCAUGUGCUAGUAAGGAAUUAUUGACAGAUAUAUUAAGAAUAGAAUGGGGUUUCAAAGGUUACGUUAUUAGUGAUGCUAACGCAGUUAUAAACAUAAAAACAGAGCACCAUUACACUAACACCAGUGUUGAUACUGUCGCCGCCUGCUUAAAUUCUGGGUGUAAUGUUGAAUUAUAUGGCGGACAAAAGUCCGCUGAAUUUUUCGCUAUGGUCGAUGCUGUAAAGGAGGGAAAAGUAACUGAAGAUCGAGUUCGGGAGAUGAUGAAGCCAAUGUGGCUGACCCGAAUGCGACUUGGAGAGUUCGACCCACCACAGUUAAACCCAUAUAAAACGUUGAACCUGUCUGUGAUUCAGAGUGAUGAACAUAGACAGUUGAGUUUAGAACUAGCUUUGAAGUCUUUUGUGUUGUUGAAAAAUGUGAACGGUGCUCUACCUUUACCUAAUAAAAUAUAUGAUAAUAUUGCGGUAGUGGGACCACUGGCAAAUAAUCCAUAUUCACAAUUUGGGGACUACACACCAACAAUUGAUCUACAUUACACCACCACACCCCUAGAGUUCAGUACGAUCGCGAAGAUCACCCAAUACGCCCCAGGUUGCAUUGGCGAUAAUCGUUGUCUCUCUUAUGAUAAAUCAGAAAUUGUAAAUGCCGUUAAAAAUGCAGAUAUUGUGUUGGUCUGUCUAGGAUUAGGUAAUGAGGUGGAAGACGAGGGUAAUGAUAGAGCAAACAUCAGUUUACCAGGAUAUCAGUUUCAAUUACAUCAAGAUGCUGUCUUCCACAGUCCUCCGAAUGCAAAAGUUAUUUUGAUAUUGUUUAAUGCUGGCCCGCUUGAUAUUAGAUGGGCUGCAAGUGAGGAUAAAAUUGUUGGUAUAGUAGAAGCCUUCUAUCCAGCUCAAGUCACAGGAGAAGCCCUGAAACUAGCUCUAGUGGAAAAUGAUGAGAAUAUUUCACCUUUUGGAAGACUUCCAUUUACAUGGCCCAUGAGUACUGAUCAGGUUUGUUAGUAUGUAGCUCUCCUCGUAUGAAAUAAUUAGUUACCUUAUGCAGUGCCACAAUUACAACUUAAUGCAAACAUCGGAAUCUGGAUUGGUUCCAA